Messenger RNA from Puntigrus tetrazona (Sumatra barb), 7337 nucleotides. It is a transcript of the gene nacc1a, whose product is annotated as nucleus accumbens-associated protein 1. The record is from RefSeq and is a predicted model, not a curated record. The coding region runs from base 1021 to 2712 and encodes 563 amino acids. Gene Ontology annotation, molecular function: DNA-binding transcription factor activity, RNA polymerase II-specific; RNA polymerase II cis-regulatory region sequence-specific DNA binding; protein binding. NCBI's taxonomy places the organism in Eukaryota, Metazoa, Chordata, Actinopteri, Cypriniformes, Cyprinidae. The transcript is spliced from 6 exons. Gene Ontology annotation, biological process: regulation of transcription by RNA polymerase II.
GCGCGUCACUCAAGGUUGCGUGACAUGCGAGGACCGCGCGCGAGCGGCUGUCCUGGCAUUUUGGCCGAAAUCCGGCGGCUUUGAGAUGUUUGGGGGGCAUUGUUUUGGGGAAGGUGUGCGGUGGGGGAUGGGCACAGACUAAUGGUACCAACAAAAAGUUUAACCACUUCGCCGACCUCACUGACAUGGCUGAACGCGCGUGCUGGCAGAUGUUCCGGAGUCAGAUCUGGCUAAUUUAAAAACCCGAUUUCCGGGAUCUUUUUAAUCUGUCAGCCGAACGGCUUCUAUUUGUGCUUUUGAUUUGAAGACGGCACUUUGAGCGUGAUCGAUGUUGUUGUGGCGAGGAGUAGUUCAAUCAUUUUCUUAUUGGCGGAGUCUGGCUGACCCCCCCCCCCUUACUGUCAGCGCUGGUUCAGUCUGGCUCGCCCCCAGUUCGUGCAUUUGUCCCGGGAUGACCUGUUGAUGUCUGUGAAAUAAGAUAAGGUGGGGUAUCCGAACUAGCGCGAAAUCGCCAUGGAACAUUAACUUUGAAAUCCCGCGGACUGAAAAGUAUGCACUCGGGUGUUUUUGGGAUGCUAAUACCGGCUGCUCAUUGAAUCGUUGGGAGAUUCUUGAUUGUUACCGUUGUAACGGCGCGGCGUGGUGAACGGGGCGAACCCUCGUUUCGGCGGACCCGUCUAGGCCCGAGGAUGUAGGCACGCUCGCUCUCGGUGCGGUGCAUUGGCAAAGACGGGACAAGAGCGGCAAACUUGCUCGUUUCGUGCGACGCGACGCGCCUCUUCCCCCCGCUGCGUUUGUGCUCGCUCGCAUGUAGGUGCUGCAUUUCUCACAGAGUGGCUCAUAGCGUGCGCUUUUGCCAUCGUUCUUCACCCCUUCACGGGCCGUGCCAGUGGAGAACUCCGGACAGACGGGCAGAUUGACUGACACACGGUUAGCCUGCCGCCGACACAGCCUCAUAGCGCCGCUGUACUGGCAGGUCUGGCGGCCAAAGAUUUCUCUGGUGGUGCUGGCCAUAGCGCCAUGGCUCAGACCCUUCAGAUGGCGAUCCCAAACUUCGGCAACAAUGUCCUGGAGUGUUUGAACGAGCAGCGGCUGCAGGGGCUGUACUGCGACGUGUCCGUGGUGGUGAAAGGCCACACCUUUAAAGCCCACCGCGCCGUGCUGGCGGCCAGCAGCUCCUACUUCCGUGACCUUUUCAACAGCAGUGCGGGCAGCAAAACCCCUACAGUGGUGGAGUUGCCGCCGGCCGUACAGCCGCAGAGCUUUCAGCAGAUCCUGGCCUUCUGCUACACCGGCCGCCUCAGCAUGAACGUCGGAGACCAGUUCCUGCUCAUGUACACGGCCGGCUUCCUCCAGAUCCAGCAGAUAAUGGAAAAGGGCACGGAGUUCUUCUUGAAGGUCAGCUCGCCCAGCUGCGACUCGCAGGGCCUCCAUACUGAAGAAACCCCUCCGUCGGAGCCUCAGAGCCCUGUUACCCAGACGGCGGCGGGUGCUGCGGCUAACGGUGGAGGCGGGGUGGUGGCUACGGCGGCCAGUCGACCCGCUUCCUGCUUGACCCCCUUGCCCCUUGUCUCUCGGGUGAAGACGGAGCAGCCAGAGGCCUCGCCGUAUUCAGUGGUUUGCACGCCAGUGGCCAAGCGGCUCUGGGAAGGAGGCAAUCGAGAAGGCGGCGGAGGCUCGGGGGCGGCCGGUGGAGGAGGGAUGAGGAAGGCGGCUCGCUUUUCCCAAGAAAUGGCACGAGGAAGCGCCAUUCAGCAGCAAGGUAGCAUGGGACUUGGUAUGGGUCUUGGAAUGGGCACAGGGGGUCAUGGUGGAGGAGGAAGCACCAAUGGCAAUGGCAACGGCACAAGCAGUGCCACCCCUGAAGGCACCAGCCCUGGUACUUUGAGUGCCUACGCCAGUGAUUCGCCCAUCUCUUACCACGAUGAUGAGGAAGAGGAAGAGGCGGUGGAUGACGGCACUGAAGAGCAGUACAGGCAGAUCUGCAACAUGUACACCAUGUAUAGCAUGCUCAACGUGGGUGCUACAGCAGGCGAGCGUGUGGAGGCCUUGCCGGACCACUCGGAGACCCGACCCAGGAUGCGCGGCCGACAGGAUCUUGCCUCUCUCCCCGCUGAGCUCAUCGCUCAGAUCGGCAACCGCUGUCACCCUAAACUUUAUGAAGAAGGUGACCCUGCAGAGAAACUGGAGCUAGUUUCAGGCACCAGUGUGUACAUCUCACGAGCUCAGCUGAUGAACUGUCACGUCAGUGCGGGGACCAGACACAAAGUCCUUCUGAGGAGGCUACUGGCUGCUUUCUUCGACAGGAGUACUCUGGCAAACAGCUGUGGAACUGGCAUCCGCUCCUCCACCAAUGACCCCAGCCGUAAGCCGCUGGACAGCCGAGUGUUGCACGCAGUCAAGUUUUACUGCCAGAACUUUGCCACCAGCUUUAAGGAGAGCGAGAUGAACGCCAUUGCGGCGGACAUGUGCACUAACGCUCGGCGCGUGGUGAGGAAGAGCUGGAUCCCCAAGCUGAAGCUACUGAUGGCGGAGGGCGAUGCCUAUGCCAAUUUCCUCCCCGACAGCAUCAAGAUGGAAGCAGACGGCCUCGGCGGCGAGCCUGCCUUCGAGACGGCAAGCCUGGAGGGCGGCGCUUCGGUGGAGACCGGAGGAUCCUCGGGCGAGUCUCUGCAGGGUGUGGGCGGAGACAACGGCACUUUGUUUCAGUGAGCGACCUGGCGAGGAAAGCCCUGCCCCAUCCCCUCUGCCGCCCCACCACCUACCCGCCUCCCACCCCGCUGCGUGACUCUGGGCUCUGCUGCUUCUGCCUGGGAUGGGAAAGGGAGAGUCGGGUAGGGGAUUGGAGGAGAUUGCACGGUCUAGCGUCGGGAGGAACACAAGGGGUUGAUGCCAGGGGCGCCAUUUUCUUUUCAAUCAUUUUUGUUUUGCUGAAUAACCCUCUUUUGCACAGAAGAUCCCCUUUGCCUCCAAGUAAAUCUAGUCACCGAUGCUAUAGGAAUGCGUAAUUAGGACCAGGAAAAGUUCUUGCGGCGGGAGGGCCGAGGUUCCCUGAUCUCACUCUACUGAAUUUGAAUGUAUUUGUGAUUUUGUAGCACCUGGCUAUGUCAGACUAGCCGAUUGUAUUUGGCCCAGGAGGGAGACAGGAAAAAUGAUCUGAAGGAACAGCAGAUGGAGAAAGUAGUGAGGGAGGAGAGGAGAAAGAGAAGUAGGUGGCAUAUUCUGUCUCUCGUUCUGUCUAAAACGGAAAGAAUCUGAUAUCCUCCUCUCCUUCCAUUCCUCCCAAAAUAUAUGUGGGAUCUUAGUCUGCCACGUUCUUUGUUUUUUAUGUCGCCGUUUUCUCCUUUCCCCUUCUACUUGUUCCACUGUGUGAGAUUUAUAUGAAUCCAGAGAUGAUGAAAGAUGAUUAAGGACUGUAAAGGAUAAAAAUAUAUUUAUCUGCUCGCACCUUUAGAGCUCGAGAGAGAGGGAUUGUUUUAAAAUCUCUUUUUGUGUUUUUUUUUUUUUACCUUUUUUUUUUUUUUUCCUCAAAUGUUUCUCAAGAGACACCUUGUUGUUGGGCUUUAAAUGGAAAUAGUGAGAAAAAAUAAGGACUAUUUUUGCAUAAGGAUUAUCUUGCAUUUCAAAGACUGGUGCUUGGCUUGUAUCUCGAUCACGUUCAUGUCCGUAGCUGAAUUCUGAUUGGCCGUUUAGACCAGCGAUGUACAAUUUGCAGAUUAAAGGGGUACUUUAUCCAGAAAUGUAAAUUCUGUCAUCGUUUCCUCACCCCCAUCUCAAUUCUAUUUUCAUUCAGUGAGAGGCCAGUGGGGUUCAGAGCUGUUACGGACCCCAUCGACUUUCAUGGCGUGCGCAUAAAAGCAUUCUUUAAAAAUAUCUUCCUUUUAUGUUCCACUGAAGAAAUAAAGUCAGAAAGGUUCAAAAAGACUCGAGGGUGAGUAAAUUAUGCCCGAAUCGGAUAAGCUAUCCCUUUAAGAGAAAAGAAAAAUCGUGUAGGACAUAAAAACAAAGUGUUUUUAGUCUGUAAACCUUUUUAGCUUUCUUCCCCCCCCAUUAUCGCACACAAACACGCUUUUUACAGCCCAGGGGGAAGGGAGGUUGUGCUUCUUAUUGUUAGUCACUUUACUGUCUUAAGGUUCGGGCCUGACUUUGUGUGUGUUUGGGAGCGGAGGAGGGUUUACAUUGCCUGUGUCCCAGGAGAGGAGGAGCAGAAUGAUUAAGUCUCUUCAUGUUGCCCAUGUCCCUGUUUGGGCAGCUGUGUGUGCGUGUGUGUCUGUCUGUGCUCGCUUAGGCAAGCAUGUCUGUGUCCGCACAAGUCACCAUCUGUAUACAUUCCUUGCACAUAGUUGGCACUGUGCGUUUGCAUGUGGGUGAUGUGUUGAGUCGGGGAUUUAGGGUAUGUUUGUUUCUGCGUUUGUGCGCCCAAGGCGCCAUACGGAUGCUUUUAAGGAAAUUCGGCCGUCUGAAAGUUUGCCGUAACCCGUGAACUUUUGCAUAUCCCAAAUUUCCAUCGGGAUUUGAAUGGGAUUGCAUGUGAUGUCUUAAUGUGUGCUCAGGCUUGGGUUUUAAACACACAUGCCUCACGAAAACAGAAAUUCGAUACGGUAGGCUAUUUUAAUAUUUCAUGCCUGAGUUAUUAGGCUGUGCUUCUUUGUAUAAGUCGUGUUUUGUUUUUUUUGUUUGUUUUUUUUUAUUUUGCCCGUCUGAUCUCCUGGGACACAUACAGUAGCCGCCCCCUUUCUGACAGAGGAAAUGGACCUCUUUGCACCUUUUCGUAGACUGAACUAGAGCUUUUUGCACCUUUUUUGUAGAGGAGAGUGGUGGAUUGUGCACCUUUUUUGUAGAGUGUAAUCGAUGGUUUUUGGACUAAACUUCAUGGAUGUGUAUGUGUCGGUAUCUGGCCCGGAACAGAAUGCACCCCUGCGUCUGCGGCCAGCCGUGCUGAAUACUGAUGUAAAUAUCGAAGAGACUGUUGAACAGAUUUUGACCACGUUUUUAACAGGUCGCUCGUCUUUUUAAUUGAUGGCUUACAUUAGGUCUUUCACCCCUCUUGUUUUAGCUCAUGUUUUUAUUUCAUUUCUUUUAUUUGCAUAACCAAGUCUGGCUUACCUGCUGUUUGUAUAUCUGGAAAUUGUAGUUUUUUUUUUUUUCUGGCUUAAGAGUCGUAGCAAAUAAAGUGAACUCCUGGCAAGUUUACUACUUAAAUGCAGUCUGGUUCAGGUCUGACCGGUGACCUUGUUUCUUUUCCUUUUCUUUCGGACCAGAAAACAAUAAUGCCUCUUGUGUAGAAAUGUAUAACAUUUGAGAAGCCUGCGAAAUCAACAUCUGGGAACGUGCAUGCAUCCAUUUCCUUCUCCGUUUUAUUUCUCCAUUCUUUUAGCAGACCACGUGUACUGUAUUUACUUUUCAACUACUACUAAUUCAAGGUGAAAGAGUUGACUUGCCAAGUUUUUUUAAGGAUACAAUAUAGAGUUGUUUGACUGAUGAUAGAGUACUGAGUAUUUUUUCAUUUCUUUUUAUCGACUAAAGUGCUGGGAAAGUGGGGGGCCAUGGUGAGGGAUGUACUGGUGCUAUGUGUGCUAUUCUUUAGAUGUUAAAGGCCUGCUGGGUCACUGGUGCCUUUUCAGGAGGACUGCGGGAGACGAACUGCGUGUGUAUCAGGGUGGGGCGCGGAGCGGCGGUGCUUCUCUCUCUCCUCUCGCCGGCUAUGACUGUGCCAGUGUUUAUGCGUCCUCCAUUUUGAUGGCACAGAUCACAUAUGCUGCAUGCGUCGCUGGAGAGGAACCGCUGUGUCCAUGCGCCACCUGCUGUCUGUGUGUUGUUACUGCAGCUUAGAUUUACUUCUUACAGUCAACACCAGGGGGUGUCAUGCCUGAGAAAGAUGACUCUUGGUGGCCACAAAAAAAAAAGGCCUUUCUCUUACUAGAAAGCUGAAGGUGACGUGUGUAAUUUGCUUUUUUUCAGUGUAAAAAUACAAGUAAGCCAUUUGGUUUUACUUUAAUUUCCCCCCCCAAAAGGCGUAACACUGUGGCUCUGUGACGCUAUCAAAAGUUGCUCUGUUUGUUUGAGCAGCCAGCGCAAAAGAGCAUCAACCCACGAUAAGUUCAAAAUCAUUGUUUUUAAAUUACACACUUCACCUUAAAAGGUUUUUUACUUACUUAGCCUCGCCUGGUAUGAAAGUGGGAAUGAAGGGACCAGUGUUGAUCAAAAAAGGCCGGGACGUCCAUAUCUGUCUGCCUAUCUGUCUGUUCUCUGUGCCUGGGUAAAGCACCUUUUUCUGGGGUUUGUGUUCGUAGACUCCUCGGCACCUUGCAAUUCAGUCUGACUGUGUCACGGAGCUCGGAGAGCAGAUAGAUGGCGGACACCUGAGUGGGUGGAGAAAGAGCGUGAGAGUUUUACUGCCCAUAAGUCUUGUCAUUCUUCCUUGUAACACAGUUUGUUGGGGUACUGUGCAUUGUAGAUCAUUGUGAAUUUGUAACCUGGUGGAUCGCUGACAGCAUGCCAGAGAAGAGUACGGCGCGAUGUAUUAAAAAUUGAACUCUUUUUAUAAACGGUGACUGUCUCUCCUCUCUGCAAAAAGGCAGAAACCGGGUCCGUCUGUUGUGGAGAGACGGGCUGGCUGUAUUUUGCAGGUUUUCCUUUGGCUUGCAGUUUUCGCUAUUUUUAUUUUUUUUUGUCAACCUAAGCCUCUUUACCCAGAAUGCAGCACUGCUAUUCCACUCUAAAUAACAGACAUACCACAUAAAGAUACUCUCACCUCUUUCUCUGCGUGCUGCGUUCUCUUCCAGCACACCUCAACACUCUGCUUUCAGUCUUUCCCUGAAAUGAGACGACGAUGAUGAUGAUGAUUAUAACCCAACUUUGCAAAUGUUUUGGUAAAGUAACGUGUGACAGCCGGACAAAUUGGCGUCCGGACAUAGCAUCACGAAUUACAGAGAAAUACAGACAGGAUGGGGAUGACAUCAGCUCGCUUGAACACUCAAAACAACAAACUGGUUGUGAACCUUUUUUUUACGAUGCAGUGUCUCACUUUCUAUGAAUACAUCCCUAUACAAAUCUAUAUACUGUAUAUUACAUAGAAGCACUAAUGAAGUUUGAUUGUUAGUCGUGCACUCUCAGCAUGAGUUGUAACCCAUACCCAGCUGUGCUCAUGCAGUGACCCUGUAACGCCAGUGCUCAUCCACUCCAUUCUGUCUGUGUUCAAAGUGCCAAUAACUUUGUGAAUCCCUAACUGUGACCCAAUAUUAUCAAAAGUAAUUGCACAUUAACUACUGUAAAAAAUGAGUAAGAGAAAAGUCAAAGGAUACAGCUGAAUAUCUUAAUAAAAGUUUGUAACAAAG